Messenger RNA from Rhinocladiella mackenziei CBS 650.93, 2583 nucleotides. RefSeq lists its product as uncharacterized. Gene Ontology annotation, cellular component: vacuolar proton-transporting V-type ATPase complex; fungal-type vacuole membrane; vacuolar proton-transporting V-type ATPase, V0 domain. The transcript is spliced from 2 exons. Bases 1 to 2583 code for a protein of 860 amino acids. NCBI's taxonomy places the organism in Eukaryota, Fungi, Ascomycota, Eurotiomycetes, Chaetothyriales, Herpotrichiellaceae. Gene Ontology annotation, molecular function: ATPase binding; proton-transporting ATPase activity, rotational mechanism. The record is from RefSeq and is a predicted model, not a curated record. Gene Ontology annotation, biological process: vacuolar acidification; proton transmembrane transport.
AUGGCCCAAAAGGACACCCUCUUCCGCUCCGCGGGCAUGUCCCUGACGCAGCUCUACAUUUCGAACGAGAUCGGCCGCGAAGUCGUCUCCGCUCUAGGAGAAAUUGGUAUCGUGCAAUUCCGAGACCUCAACGCCGAAACCACGGCCUUCCAGCGCACGUUUACCAAAGAAAUCCGUCGUUUGGACAAUGUCGAGCGACAGCUGCGAUACUUCAAGGCCCAGAUGGAGAAGUCAAACAUUGCGAUGCGAAGCCGUUGGGAUUUCGAUCAGGAUAUACUUGCUGCGCCGCAGGCCAGUGAGAUUGACGAGCUGGCUGACCGGGCGGAGGCUUUGGAACACCGUAUUAGCAGCUUGAAUGAAAGUUAUGAGACCCUGAAGAAAAGGGAGGUCGAGUUGACCGAGUGGCGAUGGGUUCUUAAGGAGGCGGGCGGUUUCUUCGAUCGUGCUCACGGUCAGACCGAUGAUAUUCGACAGAGUGUUGAUGUUGACGACGAUGCUCCUCUCCUCCGCAACACCGAAGCUGAAGAGGGCAGAGUUAACGGCGAUGUCGGCCAGCAGCAGAGCCUUGCCGUCAUGAACAUCGGCUUUGUUGCGGGCGUCAUCCCUCGUGAGCGAAUGGCGGCUUUCGAACGUAUCCUGUGGAGAACGCUUCGUGGCAAUCUCUACAUGAACCAGUCUGAGAUUCCAGAACCCAUCAUCAAUCCCGAAAACAACGAGGAGACCCAGAAGAACGUUUUUGUCAUCUUUGCCCAUGGCAAGGAGAUUAUCGCGAAGAUUCGAAAGAUAUCGGAGUCGUUGGGGGCCGAUCUCUACAAUGUCGACGAGAACGGCGAUCUUCGCAGAGACCAGAUUCACGAGGUCAACACCCGUCUCAGUGACCUGGCCAGCGUUCUUCGGAACACCAAAAACACCUUGGACGCCGAGUUGUCUGCCAUCGCGCGAUCUCUCGUUGCGUGGAUGAUCGUCAUCAAGAAGGAGAAGGCCGUAUACAAUGCGUUGAACAUGUGUUCUUACGACCAGGCGAGAAAGACUUUGAUAGCAGAAGCAUGGUGCCCAACCAACUCUCUGGCCCAGAUCAGAGCUACCCUGCAGGAUGUCAACGAUCGCGCUGGACUCUCUGUGCCUACCAUCGUCAACCGGAUCAAGACCAACAAGACUCCGCCGACCUACAACAAGACGAACAAGUUCACCGAGGGCUUCCAAACCAUCAUCAACGCCUACGGUACUGCCAAGUAUCAAGAAGUUAACCCUGGGCUCUACACCAUUGUUACAUUUCCUUUCUUGUUUGCGGUGAUGUUUGGCGAUUUUGGUCAUGGAUGCUUGAUGGCCAUGGCUGCAGCUGCCAUGAUCUACUGGGAAAAGCCCCUGCAAAGAUCCAAGCAGGAUGAACUCUUCGCCAUGGCAUUCUACGGUCGAUACAUCAUGCUGAUGAUGGGGAUCUUCUCCAUGUAUACUGGUCUUGUUUACAACGACGUCUUUUCCAAAGCAUUUACCCCGUUCGCGUCCGCUUGGGAGUUCCCCGAAGAGGGUCGUCCCGAAGUCGUUGGUCAUCUGAAGAGCAGCUAUCGAUAUCCCUUCGGUCUGGACUGGGCCUGGCACGGAUCCGAAAACGAGUUACUCUUCAGCAACAGUUUGAAGAUGAAGUUGUCAAUUCUCAUGGGCUGGGCUCACAUGACUUAUGCCUUGUGUUUCUCGUACAUCAACGCCAGACACUUCAAGUCGCCCAUCGAUAUCUGGGGUAAUUUUGUCCCGGGCAUGAUUUUCUUCCAGAGUAUCUUUGGCUACCUGAGCUUCUGCAUCGUCUACAAAUGGUCCGUUGAUUGGCAAGCCCAAGGCAGAAGUCCUCCUUCCCUGCUCAACAUGUUGAUCCAGAUGUUCUUGUCACCUGGCGCGGUGGAGGAAGAUGAACGACUGUACGGUGGCCAAGCAGGACUCCAAGUCGUCUUGGUCUUGAUCGCUGUCGUCAACGUCCCGAUUUUACUCCUCUUGAAACCACUCUAUCUUCGCCAUCAGCAUCAAAAGAUUGCCGCGCGGGGGUAUCGCGGAAUUGGAGACACCACUCGCGUCACGCAUGCUACGGAUCUCGACGAUGACGAGACCAACCAUGACCAACAAAUGAAUGGGCGCCCUAGUGCCGAUGACGACGAUGAAGGUGCGAUGAUCACGGAGAACAUAGGAGAGGACGGCGAGCAUGAAGAGUUCGAAUUCUCCGAGGUCAUGAUCCAUCAAACGAUCCACACCAUCGAAUUCUGCCUCAACUGUGUUUCCCAUACCGCCUCUUAUCUGCGUCUCUGGGCUUUGUCGCUCGCUCACCAGCAACUUUCUGUCGUUCUAUGGAACAUGACGCUCGGCAACGCCUUCGCCAUGACUGGCGGCAUGCAAGUCGUCAUGAUCGUCGUGACCUUUUACUUCUGGUUCGUCCUGACUGUCGCGGUCCUGUGCGUCAUGGAAGGAACUAGCGCCAUGUUGCACAGUCUGCGAUUACAUUGGGUCGAGGCCAUGAGUAAGCAUUUCGUCGGCGAGGGCGUGCCGUUUGAGCCUUUUAGUUUUAAGUUGCUUUUGGAGGAGGAUCCGGUCGAUUGA